Messenger RNA from Solanum pennellii, 963 nucleotides. RefSeq lists its product as uncharacterized. The transcript has 4 exons. Bases 106 to 678 code for a protein of 190 amino acids. The record is from RefSeq and is a predicted model, not a curated record. Gene Ontology annotation, biological process: protein insertion into mitochondrial inner membrane. NCBI's taxonomy places the organism in Eukaryota, Viridiplantae, Streptophyta, Magnoliopsida, Solanales, Solanaceae. Gene Ontology annotation, molecular function: transmembrane protein transporter activity. Gene Ontology annotation, cellular component: TIM22 mitochondrial import inner membrane insertion complex.
GCCGGUUCUUUUAAUCCAAAACUCAGUCCUCCUUAUUUCGUUUCGGGUCACUCAAAUCUCUCCGAUUCCGAUCAACUUUCACCAGAAGAUCGAAAUCGAGAAUCAAUGGAUUCCAUGCGUAAAAGUAAUGCACAAGAACAAGUUUCAUCUGCGUCUUCAUCAUCAUCAGAUUGGAAGGAACGGUUUCUUCUUCCGACUCUCUUAGCUGGGGUGGCUGGUGGAGGAGCUGGUUUGGUAUCAAAGCACCGGAAAGUUCAUGGCUUAGCAAACAUUUGUGCGACUUAUGCAACGAAUUUUGCUAUCGUCACUGCAUGUUAUUGCGGUGCUCGUGAGUUCGUAAGAGCAAGUAGAACAGGAAAGCCUGAUGAUCUGCUGAACUCAGCUAUUGGAGGUUUUGGUAGUGGUGCUAUACUUGGACGUCUGCAAGGUGGUCAACUUGGUGCUGUUCGUUAUUCUGUCAUGUUUGCAGUUGUGGGAACAACCGUUGAUUAUGCUACUAUAAGAGUAAAACCAGCCUUGAGAAGCUACUACGACUCUCUGGUCAAUAAGAAGGAUGAUUGGCUAAAACUUCCUGAAUGGUCGCCUAUCCAAGUGCUUGACGAGGAAGCUCUUGCUGCAAAGCGUGCUCGGGAAGAGGAGCUAUACAGAAGUGUCCACAAUCUGAAGAAGGAAUCAUGAUGGAGAAACAAAUCAGCAUAUUACUUCCAAUUCGAUAUCCUUUCUUUUGAUUGAGACACUUUAGUGCAGUUGCCGCACAGAUCGUAGAAACAGAAAAUGGCAAAGCAUUUGAUGGGUGUUCAAUGUUUUUCCGAGCUUACAACACAAGUUGUGUUACACUGAAGGAAAGUACAAAUCUGGAAUAAAUAUUUGCUAUGUUAUGGCAAAAUAAAUUGAAAGAAAGCUUUUAAGGCAUGAAAAAUCAUUGUUAUAAGAGAAAUAAUGCAUGCAUAUUGUUUAGGGGAC